AUUGUAAUGACUACUAUUUCUAUUUUUCUAUUGCGUAGUAUUUACAUCCUCUUUGAUUGCCAUGCUUAUUUUUGGGGUUAGAAAUUAGAAGUUGUAAAACUGUAAAAUAAAACCUUAUACUCAUUUAAAUUUCUUAAAACAUAAAAGGCAGCGAUGAGCGAACUAUAAAGCCAGCACCUCGCACAGUCCACUCCAAAAAAAUAUCAUUAACCAAUAUAAAAUGGAGUUUUGUUUAGAAAAGUUUCAAGAUUUAGAUCCGUCCGAUCCUGUGGCGUUUACUGAGAUUUUAUAUAUAAUAGGUGAAAUGCAAAUAGAGGAUGAUGAUUAUAUGCAGAUGCUUUUAGAACACAAAGAAGAUAUGAUAGUAACAUGGGAGCAGCCAUGGUAUCAAAGAACUGGACAUCUCACAAAAAAAUUACCUCCAUUAGAAAAUAAGGAAAACUUUCGCACUGGAAAAUUUUCCAAAGAAGAAUGUGAUACAGUUGAACAAAAUUGGAAUAAAUUUAUUGAGCUUUUUGAGAUACCAAACACACCAAUUUGCCUUGCAAGAUGGCGAAACAGGAAGAAGCGAUCGAAUGUACCCGAAGAGUAUGUGAGAAGAUAUGUUAUGGAAUUUCUCGCUCAAGGUUUAGAAAGAAAUAUCUACCAAGUAUAUCAUUAUUUUGUUUCAAAUUACGGAAACUUACACAAGAACAGCUAUUAUUCUAAGCUAGAAGAAAAAGUAAUUGAAACAUGCCUAUACCAUGAUCCACCAAAUGCAGUUCUCUAUUCAAGUAUGGUAUUAAGUAGAGAAAAGAGAGGCAUCCAGAAAAAGAUAUCCAAGAAUGGAGCAUAUCAAGAAAAACAGAAAGCAACAAAGUGGACUCUAAGCCUUGCAUCAAAAGUAUUGAGAUCAUUGAUGAAACAUUCCGGAUAUAGCAUAGAACACUUGAAGGACAAAACUUUUCCAAUAGAAGUUUGGAAAAAAGUAAGUGAUGAUACAGACCUUAAAGUACCAUCCUUACAAAGCUUCUGGUAUUACAAACUUCAUGUGCAGUUAUUUCUUAAACAAGAUAUCAAAAUAAAAAAGUUAAGAAGAAAAGUUUUAAAAUUAUUAAACGCAUACCCAUACAAAGUAUGGCCUGAUAUACGCUGGAAGGAGUUACUUCAUCAUUUCCCUGAUGGAAUGACUAGUCAUUUUUUAUACAAGAUUAGUGCGGGUGUUUGUAGUAAAAUUAAAAAUUACCUUAAGAUGCCACUUUGUGAUGUGAUACAGUGUGGAUUAAGGUAUUUAAAACAAAAUAGAAGAUUAAGUGAUAAAAGACUUAAAACACUGAUUAUGAAUGAUGAAGGAAUGUUGGAAGUUAAAAGAUAUAACGAUGAAUACUAGAAAAUGGUUCAUAGUAUUUGUUUAAUGUCAUGUAAAUAAAACUUGUGAUAACAUCUG
Messenger RNA from Leptidea sinapis, 1426 nucleotides. RefSeq lists its product as uncharacterized. The record is from RefSeq and is a predicted model, not a curated record. The coding region runs from base 221 to 1369 and encodes 382 amino acids. The transcript has 5 exons. Lineage: Eukaryota; Metazoa; Arthropoda; Insecta; Lepidoptera; Pieridae.